AUGAGGCUACUGAAACGAGGACAGCGACUACUACUGCUGAAGCUCACUGCUGCACUGGGAUCACUAUGGAUACUGUCUCUACUGGGUGCAAAGACAGGCUGGGCUCACACUUACAGUUUCAGGUACAACUGGUUAGACUAUACAGAUGCUGACAGCGGCCCAAAGAAAGUUUGCAACUGUUCAGCAAUCCUGCAAGGAGACAGGGAAGAACUGGAACAGGCAAAAUGAAUGACCAUCACCAAAGACUUCCGCAAGAGUGUCCAGAUCCCUGAUGAGUUUUAUGUCAACGCAACCCAAGACUGCAGGGAAUUCCAGUCAAGAAGGAAAUACUUAACAUUCCCAUUGAGCCAAAAAGAAGAGGACUUCCCCCUGGCUUACUCUAUGGUUGUGCAUCAUAAGGUGCAGAGUUUUGAGCGUCUGCUGCGAGCCAUCUACGCACCUCAAAAUAUUUAUUGUGUCCAUGUUGACAAUAAAUCUGAGGCCUCUGUCUUCUCUGCCAUCAAGGCCAUCACUGAUUGUUUCCCCAAUGUCUUCAUAGCCAGCCAGAUUGUGAAUGUGGUCUACUCUGGCUGGCCACGUGUCCAGGCUGAUCUCAACUGUAUGGCUGAUCUCUAUAAUGCCAGCACAAAAUGGAAAUACUUCAUCAACCUUUGUGGCCAGGAUUUUCCUCUGAAAACCAACUUGGAGAUUGUACAGAUGUUAGCCUCACUGAAGGGCGGCAACAGCUUGGAGUCAGAGAAAUUACCUGAGGGCAAGAAAUGGAGGGUGACAAAAUCGCACCAGAUAGUUGAUGGGAAAAUCCAGGCAACAGGAAAGGAAAAGGAGCUACCUCCUUUAAACCUGAAUAUUAUGUCUGGAAAUGCCUACAUUGUGGUUAACCGAGGCUACGUCCGCAGCGUGUUGGAGGACGAGCGGGUACGGACACUGAUUGAGUGGGCCAAAGACACUUUCAGUCCUGAUGAGUUUCUCUGGGCGACCAUACAACGAAUGCCUGGUGUUCCUGGCUCAACCUGGCCCAACCAAAAAUAUGACAUGACAGACAUGAACGCAAUUGCACGGCUCGUGAAAUGGCAGUUGCAUGAGGGGUCACAAAAUUCAUUGGAUGCGGUGUACCCAGAGUGUCAAGGCAACCAUGUUCGGGCAAUAUGCGUGUAUGGUGCCGGAGACCUGCAGUGGAUGAUUAAGCAGCAUCACCUCUUUGCCAAUAAGUUUGAUAUAGACACAGAUCCCAUUGCUGUCCACUGUUUGGAGAAGUAUCUGAGACAAAAGGCUCUGGCUGGGUUACCUUAG
Molecule: messenger RNA, 1290 nt
Organism: Scomber scombrus (Atlantic mackerel)
Lineage: Eukaryota; Metazoa; Chordata; Actinopteri; Scombriformes; Scombridae
Product: beta-1,3-galactosyl-O-glycosyl-glycoprotein beta-1,6-N-acetylglucosaminyltransferase-like
Exons: 4
Cellular component (GO): membrane
Molecular function (GO): beta-1,3-galactosyl-O-glycosyl-glycoprotein beta-1,6-N-acetylglucosaminyltransferase activity
Source: RefSeq, a predicted model, not a curated record